CUCACCCUUUAUAUUUUCAAGAGCAACAAGACACUCUAAUGGUGGCGCUUACUCUUGUGUGCUUCUGAUGAUGAAAUUCCACACAAAACUCCACAAAAGCCACCUUCUUUGAUUCAACAAAUCAACACCCAAUUCUCAAAAUCCCAUUUUGUUUUCCCUUCUUUCUUUUUCUUAUAUAUUCCAACUUUCCCUUUGAAUACUCCUUGAUCUGGUGCGAAGAUGGACACCAAUGACUGGGUAGUUCUUUCUGAUGACAGUCUUUUUGAUGUCAAUGAAGAUUGUGUUGAGAAACAAGUGUUUUUGGGGAAAAGAAACUUGAAUUCAAAAAGUGUUUUUGAUGUGGAUGACUAUUACUUCUGCACCUCGCCAAAAUUCAAGAAAACCUCUGAGGAUUCAAGGAAUUUUCAUCCGAUGGUUCCCAAAGAGUCCGUCCAUAUUCCAAUUCGAUUGGAAUCAAGAAUUGGGGAGGCCCCAGAUGAAGGAUUAGUGGAAGAAACCGCAAAGGAACAUGUUGAGGUCACUCUUGUGCCAUCAUCACCUAUUGCUGCCACUGAGAAAAUCAAAGGAGUGGUUGUGGAAGCUGAUCAAGACACUGUGCCACAUCUUUUGUCCAAGAUCAGGGAAAUUGAAUCCCCAAAGUCCCUUGGUAUGGGAUUGUUCCUUAAACCUGAGAUGGGUGGUUUGAAAUUUGAGGAGAUAGGUAGGGAGGCACAGGAGAUGAUGGUCUCCCCCAGAAUGAAGAUUGAUAGAGAUUUGACUGUUAUGGAGUCUAGCAAAGAAGUGGAGGACUGUGGUGAUGGUUUUAACUUUUGGAAGUGGAGCUUGAAUGGUGUUGGAGCUAUCUGUUCAUUUGGGGUUGCUGCUGCCACAAUCUGUGUUCUGAUCUUUGGCAACAACCAAAGGAACAAGUUCCACCAGGAUCAGAAGAUUCGGUUCCAGAUCUACACUGAUGACAAGAGGAUUAAGCAGAUGGUUGAGCAUGCAACCAAGUUGAAUGAAGCAGCAUUAUCAGCCAUGAGUGGUGUUCCUCUGUGCAAAGCUCGCAUAACUUGUGGUGGUUUUUAUGAUGCUCUUUGAUUUAGGCAUUGAUUAAGGAAAUUUGAGAUACUACAAUGAGUCAACGACAUGGAAGAUAUUGCCAAAAUCUUCUGUUCAAGAUCUAUCCUAUAGCUUCUCUUUUCUUUUCUUUUUUCUGUGUAAAUAAAAUAACUAGGUAUCUAUCUUGUCUUGUACAUUAAGCUACAGAUUAUAUUAAUAUUAUGAUUAUUAUAUAUGUUUGAUUUGGAAGGUGGCUCAAGUAGGGGAAGAAUUGGUUGAAAAGAAGUUUUCAAUAGUGGGACAGGGUGAGAAUAAGUAUAGAAACUUUAGGCAUGUUGGCACAAAUCUUGGCAUAAGUGGGCAGAACUAUGAGUGACAGCAAUUAUAAACUUUUGGGAAUUAAAGUGAAGUCAUUAGAAAACA
This is a messenger RNA of Vigna unguiculata (cowpea), 1461 nucleotides long. RefSeq lists its product as uncharacterized. Lineage: Eukaryota; Viridiplantae; Streptophyta; Magnoliopsida; Fabales; Fabaceae. The record is from RefSeq and is a predicted model, not a curated record.